Molecule: messenger RNA, 2301 nt
Organism: Nicrophorus vespilloides
Lineage: Eukaryota; Metazoa; Arthropoda; Insecta; Coleoptera; Silphidae
Gene: ITR
Product: vasopressin V1a receptor-like
Exons: 5
Coding region: 8-1222 (404 amino acids)
Biological process (GO): G protein-coupled receptor signaling pathway
Cellular component (GO): membrane
Molecular function (GO): peptide binding; vasopressin receptor activity
Source: RefSeq, a predicted model, not a curated record
CCUUGCAAUGAACAACGACACAGAAGAUGGAAGUAACACCACUCUCUUCGUGGAAGCCCUUCCAGCGAACGAGAGGAACGAGGGUCUAGCUCGCAUCGAGAUUGCAACUUUAGCCAUCAUCUUCAUAGUCACCAUCCUCGGAAAUGGCAUCGUUUUGCUGGCCUUGUGGACGCGGAGACGUUACGCAGGUCGGAAGAAACUCUCGAGGAUGUACUUCUUCAUCCUGCAUCUGAGCAUAGCCGAUCUGAUAACGGCGUUCCUGAGUGUUCUUCCGCAGCUUUGCUGGGACGUGACGUUCCGGUUCCAAGGAGGUGAAGUUCUGUGCAAGUUGGUGAAGUUCGGGCAAACUUUAGGACCGUAUUUGAGCUCUUACAUCUUGAUGGCUACGGCUAUCGAUAGACACCAGGCCAUCUGUUAUCCUCUGACGUACUGCUCCUGGACUUCGCGUCGAUCUAGAGUCAUGGUUUGGAUCGCUUGGGUCCUCAGUCUGGCCUUCUGCAUUCCUCAGAUUACCAUUUUCUCAUAUCAACACGUCGAGAACGAGGAGUACGACUGUUGGGCCACGUUCCUUCCUGCAUGGGGAGAGAAAGCCUACGUAACGUGGUAUGGAAUUUCCGUGUUCAUCAUCCCAUUAGUCGUCCUGAUAGUAACGUACAGCUGCAUCUGUCGAGAGAUAUGGCACAGCGCCGUCGGCGAAUUGGGAAUGCGACCACGAAAUGUGCAGACAGGAAACGGAAAAAGCCAGCAAACCGGAAAACGUGCCCCCCUCAUAUCUCGAGCGAAAAUAAACACGGUGAAACAGACGAUCGCCGUAAUCGUAAUGCACAUUGUCUGCUCGACUCCCUUCAUAUCCGGUCAACUCUGGGCCACCUGGGAUCCGGAAGCGGUGAACAGUCCGUUCCUCAAUGGUCCUGUAUUCACGAUAGUGUCGUUACUGUACAGCUUAAACAGCUGUUUCAAUCCUUGGAUUUACUUGGCCUUUAAUAGAGAGUUACCAAGGUUACUCAUCAGGCAUUACACCAGCAACAGGAAUUACAGAGAGGCAGCAGGUAACAGUACAAGUAACUCUUCAGGUGGUGUUGAGAGUACAUCGUUGAGACCGUUCACGAGAUGGUCCUUCUGCAACGGCAACCGUGCAGCGGCAAAGUUCAAUCCUCGUCAACCGCAGCGACAGUACGUGACCCAGUACAACGCGCGCAGAUGGAUCGUCACCACGACAUGACCCUCGAUGCGCGGACCUUUCGACGAGGAGGUCACAGAGCUCACCGAAGUCGAGAUCCGCUUCAACAACAACAUCAACGGUCACAAUCACAACAACAACCAAAACGAAACUGUGAUGUGAAACGAAUCGGACGUUAACCGAAGGUGUUUAAGAUUUGAUCCUUCAGUUUCCUCAACUUUGAAACGAGAACUCUGUGAUAUCAACUAAAGAAAACAAAUCGUAAAUAAGAACAUAUUCUCACAUGCAACACUUCUUAAGAAAAUCUUAAACACUUCGUAGAUUUAUUAUAGUAUUUUUUUUCAUAUUUAUGGGACUGUGAUUUUAGCUUUUAACAAACGGACACUCUUCAUUUCUCCAAACUGUCCGACUUCCUCACGUAUUUAGAAAGAAAGUGCCAAAAAAUAAAAUCAGCACCCAUACAAAACCUCGUCCCAUCAAUUUUAUAAAAAUAAAUCACUUUUAUUUCAACUUUCAGGGACGAAACGACACAGGGUAAUACUAUUAUUUUUUAUAAAUAAAUAUAAAUUCAGUAGAUAAAUUCGCUCCAACUAUACUUAAUACUUUCUAAUUGGAUAUUUGUUUGUAACUUUAAACUCUCUUUUUCUGUUGAAAUGUUUAUUUGGGGAAAACGAAACGCAGCUUACUAAAUAUAUAUAAAUAAGAACUAACAAAUUCUAGUAACUUUAGGAUUACGAAAAGUAUACGUGUUAAUGUGUAUUUAUAAUUGGAUUUAAGCUUAGCAAAUGAAAGGAUUUGCUUUUUCGAAUCUACGAUUAGCACUAAGAAUGAAAAAUAUAUAUAAUAUUAUACUAAAUUGGGUGACCCGAUAAUAGCGCGCAGGACAAAAGCGCGCCGACAAAAUGUUUGGUUUUGGAUGUAUUUUAAAAAUACACACAAAUUCUCGUGCAAUUAACAUUGUCCUUUUAUUGCGCGCUUUUGUUAAUGUGCGCUUUCGUCUGCGCGCUUUUGCUAGGACACCACUAAAUUGAUUAUGGUUAUCUCUAGCGUUGUUAAUUUUGGAGUGGUGAAAAGACGAUAAACUGUGUGUUUUAUAAAUUGUCAUUUAUAAGGAAAUAUUC